This is a messenger RNA of Penicillium waksmanii, 450 nucleotides long. RefSeq names its product resistance to Congo red protein. Gene Ontology annotation, cellular component: intracellular membrane-bounded organelle. Lineage: Eukaryota; Fungi; Ascomycota; Eurotiomycetes; Eurotiales; Aspergillaceae. The coding region runs from base 1 to 450 and encodes 149 amino acids. The transcript has 3 exons. The record is from RefSeq and is a predicted model, not a curated record. Gene Ontology annotation, biological process: vesicle-mediated transport.
AUGGCCAUCAUUCCCCGUUGCUAUGGCGACGACUGCUACUACGGCUCCAACUGGGACCGCUGGGGUCGCUGGGUAGCCUUCGCCGUAAUCGUUGGCUGCGCAUUCCUCCUAUUCUUCGGCUUUGCUUGCUUCAACGCCCGUCGCCGCCGCUCCCACGGCCGCAGACCAAUGACCGGAACAGCCUGGAUGGCACCACCACCAGGUCCCCCUCCCCCAAACCAACCAUACUACCAACAACCCUACGGCGGAGACCCCUACAACCAACAACCACCCCCGCCCCAAUACUCCGCCAACCCGGCCCAGUACGGCUACUUCGGCGCCGCCCCCAACCAGGGCCCUGGUCCCCAUCCGCAACAAAAUGGAAUCGAGCUCCAGUCCCCGCCGAAUGCGUAUGGACAGGGUGCGCGCGAGUAUGCCCCUCCUGAGGGCCCUCCUCCUGCGAAGGUCUAG